AUGGGGGAGCAGGAGAUGGACGCGGGCGGCGCGGGCUGGCUGUCGUGGCGAGCGGCGGCGGUCGCCGUGGUGGCGUGGCUGGCGCUGCACGUGGCGGCGCGCGUGGCGGACGCUCUGUGGUGGCGGCCCUGUCGCCUGGAGGCGCACUUCGCGGCGCAGGGCGUGCGCGGCCCGCCGUACCGGUUCCUGCUGGGGUCCGUGAAGGAGAUGGUGGGGCUCAUGGCGGAGGCCUCGUCCAAGCCCAUGUCGCCGCCAUCCUCCCACAACGCGCUGCCCCGCGUGCUCGCCUUCUACCACUACUGGCGGAAGAUCUACGGACCGACCUUCUUGAUCUGGUUCGGGCCGACGCCGCGCCUGACGGUGGCGGAGCCGGAGCUAGUGCGCGAGAUCUUCCUCACGCGCGCGGAGGCGUUCGACCGCUACCAGGCGCACCCCGUCGUGCGCCAGCUCGAGGGCGACGGCCUCGUCAGCCUCCACGGCGACAAGUGGGCGCUCCACCGCCGCGUCCUCACCGACGCCUUCUACCCGGACAACCUCAACCGGCUGGUGCCCCACGUCGGCAGGUCGGUGGCGGCGCUGGCGGAGAAGUGGCGCGCCAUGGCGGCCGCCGCCUCGAGCGGCGAGGUGGAGGUGGACGUCGCGGAGUGGUUCCAGGCCGUCACGGAGGAGGCCAUCACGCGCGCCACCUUCGGCCGCAGCUACGACGACGGCCGCGUCGUGUUCGCCAUGCAGGGCCGCCUGAUGGCCUACGCCUCCGAGGCCUUUCGCAAGGUCCUCGUCCCCGGAUACCGGUUCUUGCCCACCAAGAAGAACUGGCAGUCGUGGAAGCUGGACAGGGAGAUACGGCGGAGCCUGACCCGGCUCAUCUCCCGGCGCAGCGACGAGGCCGAGGCCGAGGAGGUUCAGGCCGGCCACUCCGGCGGCGGCUUCCGCGACCUUCUCGGCGCCAUGAUCAAUGCCGGCGAGAGGAAGACCCCCGCGGCGAUCCCGGUGGCGGACAUGCUGGAGGAAUGCAAGACGUUCUUCUUCGCCGGGAAGCAGACGACGACGAACCUCCUGGCCUGGGCCACCGUGCUCCUGGCCAUGCACCCGGAGUGGCAGGAGCGCGCCCGCCGCGAGGUCCUCGACGUCUGCGGCCCCGACGAGCUCCCCUCCAAGGAGCACCUCCCGAGGCUCAAGACGCUGGGCAUGAUCAUCAACGAGACGCUGCGGCUGUACCCGCCGGCGGUGGCCACGAUCCGGCGCGCCAAGACGGACGUGCGGCUCUCCGACGGGUGCCUGAUCCCGCGCGACACGGAGCUGCUGAUCCCGAUCAUGGCGAUCCACCACGACGCGCGGUUCUGGGGCCCCGACGCGGCGCAGUUCAACCCGGCCCGGUUCGCCGGCGGCACGGCGAGGGCGGCCAAGCACCCGCUGGCGUUCGUCCCGUUCGGGCUGGGCUCCCGGAUGUGCAUCGGCCAGAACCUGGCCCGCCUCGAGGCCAAGCUCACCGUGGCCGUCCUGCUGCAGCGGUUCGAGAUGAAGGCGUCCCCGAACUACGUCCACGCGCCGACCGUCCUGAUGCUCCUCUACCCGCAGUACGGAGCGCCGGUGAUCUUCCGGCCACGUUCGCCGGCACCGGCAUCCUCAUCAUAG
Messenger RNA from Miscanthus lutarioriparius, 1635 nucleotides. The record is from the annotation of a GenBank genome assembly. Lineage: Eukaryota; Viridiplantae; Streptophyta; Magnoliopsida; Poales; Poaceae.